Molecule: messenger RNA, 871 nt
Organism: Phanerochaete carnosa HHB-10118-sp
Lineage: Eukaryota; Fungi; Basidiomycota; Agaricomycetes; Polyporales; Phanerochaetaceae
Exons: 6
Coding region: 1-819 (272 amino acids)
Molecular function (GO): oxidoreductase activity
Source: RefSeq, a predicted model, not a curated record
AUGUCUUCAGCGCUGACCUUUCGGUCUACGAAAUAUUUGUCUUCAGGUUUUGGCAGGACGGAGGACUUAGCUGGACUGACGAAGCCGUCCCUCGCGGAGGCGCUCAAAGUCGGCUACAGACAUGUGGACACCGCUCAGAUGUAUAAAAACGAGAGGAUCGUGGGCGAGUGCAUUCGGGAGAGUGGUAUUCCUAGGGAGGAGAUAUUCCUUACUUCAAAGGUCCCUAAUUGGGAUGCUGGAUAUGACAAGGCUUCUCAGGCCGUCGAUCUGUCUUUAAACACGCUUGGAUUUGACUACCUCGACCUAUAUCUCAUACACAGCCCGCCCAACGGUACACAGCUCCGUGUCGAUACCUACAAAGCGCUCAUCAACGCGAAAAAAGCAGGCAAAGUGCGCGACAUAGGUGUCUCGAACUACAAUAUACAUCACCUCGAAGAGAUCAAGAGUGCGGGGCUCGAACCGCCUGCAGUGAAUCAGGUCGAGCUGCACCCGUUCUGCCAACAGAAGUCUAUCGUCGACUACUGCAACGCGCAUGAUAUUAUUGUCGAAGCGUACUGCUCCAUAGUGCGAGGAGCGAUGGACCACCCGGUGGUUGCGAGCAUCGCGAAGAAACAUAACAAGGACCUGGCGCAGAUUCUGCUGAGAUGGUCACUGCAGCGCGGAUUUGUACCCCUCAUGCGUUCCUCGAACAUGGUGCGCAUCAGGUCCAACGCCGAUCUGUACGACUUCGAUCUGGACGCCGACGACAUGAGGCAGCUGGACGGUCUGGACAAAGGCAGCGCCGGAGCUGUCAGCUGGAAUCCAGUUGAUGUUGCGUAAACGGAAAUGUUUGCGCCCUAGUGCGGCAUAAUGAAAUUGGCUUAUAAGGUUC